This is a messenger RNA of Ilyonectria robusta, 999 nucleotides long. RefSeq lists its product as uncharacterized. The annotation marks the transcript as partial. The record is from RefSeq and is a predicted model, not a curated record. The transcript has 4 exons. NCBI's taxonomy places the organism in Eukaryota, Fungi, Ascomycota, Sordariomycetes, Hypocreales, Nectriaceae.
CCUUGCACGCCAGUGCUCGUGGCAACGGUGGUGAUGUUUUCAAUCAUGUUCACCAUGUCAACGGCCUCCCUCGCAAUUCGCUACGUCACCAGCGCUUUCCUCAUCAAGAAACUAGAACCCGAUGUCGUAUUAAUCACGAUUGCCUGGUUAAUGGCUCUGGCCAACUUUCUCUCCGCUCUCUUCUGUAUACCGCACGGGUGGGGCCAACAUGCUUGGAAUGUUACAAUUCAAGACGCAACAAAAUUGAAUAGAUAUCUACUACCAAUCAUGAUAACAUAUGUCUGGUGCCCGGUGCUAACCAGACUGGCCAUCCUCUCCGUUCUAUACCGCAUCGACCCAUCUAGAUGGUUCCGCAUAUCUGCAUAUGCUAUCGCUUUUGCAGUCGUGGUGUAUUCGGUAACGUUCACAGUCUUGCUCAGCGGUCCUUGCAAUCCCAUUAAUGCCGGAGCCAACAAUUGUUUGAUCAAUCUUGGCCUCGCUCAAGUGUUGCUAAGCAUAUUUUCGGACGUAGCUGUCAUCAUCUUGCCUAUUCCCACGUUGUGGAAACUUCAAAUGCCGUUCAGGAAGAAGAUGUUGACAGGGGGGAUACUGACUCUUGGGUCUGGAGUAUUGUUGGCAACCAUUGCCCGCGCCCCAUACAUGAAGCUCCUCGUUUCCAGUACCGACUUCACUCAGACAAUGGCUGAGAUAGGUGUGGUAUCAGCACUGGAGCUGAAUUUGGGCAUCGUCUGCAACAACCUCAUGCGUAUGAAGCCGUUCAUCAGCCGGUACUUCCCAAAUCUCUUCAUCAAGCUCGGAUUGUCAACAAGAAAUCUAUCGAACAUUCAUGAGCAAAUGUCACCCAUUAACGUGGAAGUAGAUAGGUCUUCUCACAGUUCCAAGAUGCCAAACGUAGAGACGGAGAUGGUCGAGGGGGCUCAUCAGGAGUUUUAUGGGAUAGAUACGGAAAGCAGAUCCUUGGAGCUUGAUAAUAGGAGCACGAAGAGCAUAUUAGGAUAG